Haliotis rufescens (red abalone) is the source of this 2347-nucleotide messenger RNA. RefSeq names its product toll-like receptor 2 type-2. Gene Ontology annotation, biological process: immune response; toll-like receptor signaling pathway. The record is from RefSeq and is a predicted model, not a curated record. Gene Ontology annotation, cellular component: membrane. The transcript has a single exon. Gene Ontology annotation, molecular function: protein binding; transmembrane signaling receptor activity. The coding region runs from base 8 to 2134 and encodes 708 amino acids. NCBI's taxonomy places the organism in Eukaryota, Metazoa, Mollusca, Gastropoda, Lepetellida, Haliotidae.
ACCAACGAUGGAGCCUGUAGGAAAACUUUUCCCCAUGUUGUUGUUUGUGUUUGUGAGUUCAGUCCGUUCUCAUGAAUGUGGAGUUAAUAUCACAUGUGAAAGACAACGAAAGCAAUGCUUCAAAUGUGAAUGUGGAGACCCAUGUGCGUUUUGUUCAAACACCCUUCUUACCUUCAUACCCGACUUUCACAGGGAAAUACUUCUCCUCAAUUUCACUGGAAAUCAACUGGGUGUUCUCUCCAAGGAGACGUUCAUAAACGUCACAACUGUUCAAAUAUUGAAGCUGAAAAACAACAGCAUUUCCUUGGUACAUGUGGACGCAUUCGAACUGCUUCAUAACAUGACGUGUUUGGAUUUGUCUGAAAACAAUCUUUGUGAAGACAAGCUAGCUCUCUCAAAUAUGUCCCAUGCUGUGGGGAAUACACAGGUUGAAAUGCUUCUUCUGGAGAAGAUUGGACUCAGUGAAUCUUGUAUAGAAGGGUUAAGAAAUAUGUCCUCAUCUGUAUUAAGAAGGGUUGAUAUCAGCAGCAAUGCUAUUUCCCAUCUCGACUUUUCAAUAUUUGAGAAAAAUCAAAAUCUUACCGGUAUCACGGCUGAAUAUUGUAAAAUUAAUUCGACGAGUUUUAUACGUUUACCGUCUCUGACACAAUUAACGUUAAGGGAUAACUUUCUUACAGAGUGGCCAGACUUCUGCAAACAUGACAAUCAAAGUAUUCCCAGACUGAAGAAUCUCAACCUGGACCGAAAUAAGUUACAGUCAAUCCAAACAGACAAAUUUGAUUGUCUAAGAGACCUGAAGAAACUGUUUUUUUCACGGAAUAGUUUAAGAUAUAUUCCUAAAAAUACUUUUCAAAAUUUUCCAAAUCUGGUUGAAGUAUUCCUCCAGGUGAGCUUGGCUUGUAUCAGCAUUGAGGAAGAAAAACCUUUCAGUAGAAUUAACUCCUACGCAUUCAACAGCAGCCAUCUGACCACCAUAGUUCUACAAGGAUGUCAGCUAAAAUUCCAUGUGGAUGUAAGCACGCAUGCCUUCGCCGGUUGUUCAGGUCUCUUAAACUUAGACCUGUCUGGAAACCUUCUGGAUCGUGUGACUGUAAAAGACAUGAGUGUGCUGUUGGGCGGUUUGUCAAAUUUGAAAUCCCUAAAUCUUUCAAACUGUAGAUUGCUAUCCAUUCCCAUAGUUUUAACACAAAAACUUGUCAAACUUCGACGUCUUAAUUUAAAUGAGAAUAAUAUAGGCUAUCUGAGAGUGGGGACCUUCCGAAAAUUGACUCAGCUUAAACAAUUAAAACUUAGCGGUAACCGUUUUGAUUUGGUAAACAAGGAUGUCUUUUUUCAAACGUUUCUGUCUCGGCUUCAUAUAUUGGAUCUUAGUGACAACAGAAUAUCGUGUACAUGUAAAAAUCUCUGGUUCAUAAAAUGGAUACAGGAGGGUGACCCAAACAGCGUCUAUCCAAAAUCUGGGAAAAACUACACCUGUGCCAGUCCGCCUGACAUGGAGGGCCAACUAAUAACAAGUUCUCCCUUGUCCAUACAGAAAUGUUUGACUUCACCCUUUCUGUUUCCUUUAGUAGUGACCAUUUCCGGACUCAUUGUACUGGCCAUCCUUGUUCAUGCGUUCGUCCACAGGUGGCGCUGGCGCAUACGUUACUGUAUCUACAUGCUAAGAUAUAAGAACAGAAAACAAGAUGACCAGGAACGGAUGAUCUUCGCCUAUGAUGCCUUUGUCAUGUACGCUGAUGCUGACUCUUUGUGGGUUAGGAGUCAGUUGAUAUCUAAUAUCGAGACAACUCAAAGACUUAAUCUGUGUGUACACGAGCGAGACUUUAUACCAGGGCAAUAUAUUGUGGACAACAUAGUACAUUCUAUGGAAAAGAGCAAUAAAGUUAUCAUUGUGCUAUCAAACAGCUUUAGUCAAAGCCCUUGGUGUCAGUUUGAGUUGGCUCUGGUCCAGAAACGUGCUAUGGAGAUGGACGGGGGCUACCUGGUGGUACUUCUGCUGGAAAGCAUCCAUGCCCGGAACAUGACGCCAUCUCUGUAUGCCCUGCUGCAGACAACAACCUACCUGGCGUGGCCAGUGGAAGAAGAAGAUAGAGAGUUGUUUUGGAACCGCAUUGGGCAGUGUCUGCAGCAAUGAUUAUCACAGCUUAAAGUAAAAACGUUCACUACUGUAAGUGAUGAGGUUUUCACAACUGUGCAAAGGUUGUUGGUACGUAGAUAGAAAUUGGGAUUUCAUCCAUAAAUAUGAGGUGUUUUGAUAAGUUGCAUAUGGAUGACACAGUCACCUAAGUGAGUGAGUGAGUUGGGUUUUAACGCCGUUUUUAACAGUAUUCCAGUUAUAUCGCGGCGU